AUGCUUAGCGUGAUAUAUUUCUUGACUGUAUUAAGUAUCGUGCCAGGAGAGGUUGCCACGGAGUUUAGAAAGGGGUGGCAGCGAACUAUGUGUUAUAAGAGAGUUCUGUUACCAGUUCCGGCUGAUGAUAUUGGGGUAUAUUUAUUUAACAAAGAUCACUACAACUACAACAUAAAUAUUUCAAAUUUGGAAGGUAUUGAAGUGGAAGAUUGCUACCGCAUAAGAAUUGUCAUACACGGAUUUGAACAACAAUAUGAAGAUAUUUUGCCUCUUAUUGACGAAUAUAUUCGUGCUAUGCCCAAAUACACUAUAAUCGGACUGAAAUGGACUAAAUUUAUUAAGGAUUAUCAUUUGACUUUUACAUCUCUUAAAACCAUCGGGUUGAAAGUUGAGCAUAUCAUUUCUCGUUUAGAAACAGCGUUUAAAACGUCGGCUGAAUAUUUCCAUUUUUUGGGCUUUGGAUUGGGUGCUCAUAUUUUGGGUCAUGCAGGCAGAAGACAUUAUCCGGCAAAAUUUGGUGUUAUAGUUGGACUCGACCCGACUGCCAGCGGUUUCGACGAAGACCUGAAGGGCGACCGCGCGAUGAUGUUGGGCGCCGAUUGCGCGAUUGUCGUUCGAAUAAUUCACACGAACGCCGCUCAAUUUGGAGUCAGAAGACCCAUGGGUCACAUGGAUUUUUACAUAAACGGAGGAUUUCUACAGCCAGGUUGCCCUGAUAGCACUAUACAUCAGUGUAGCCAUCUUAGGGUUAUGGACUAUAUUAAAGAGUUGAUCAAAAAGAAGAAUUGUUAUGAUGCUUAUCAUUGUGCAAGUAUAUAUGAUCUGUAUUAUAAUCAUGAGUGUCAAGUAAUACCCAGAAAGCGUCUUGUUUAUGAUAUUUUUGAAGUAGCGAAAGAUGUUAAAUUUGAAGAUCGAGGCAUUUACUACGUACCAACUAGUAUGAGACCACCAUUCACCUAUUUACCUCCGAUGGUCAUCCAAGUUGCCAUUAAUACUAUUCAUGUAUCCCACACGAAUUUGAUUUAUGGUUCGGAUUAUGGUUUGCAUUUGCCUUGUUUAGCAGAAAACUCUUUGCAAUAUCCAAGAAUUUCAUCAUAUAAAAGCGGGAAAUCAAAAUAUCCCAAAGAAUAUGUCAAGUCUAUCAUGGUCCCUGGAAAAUAUUCGAUUGAUGCCAGUAAGGUUAAGAGAUUAAAGUAUAAUUAUGCUGGAUGUAGACCGUAAUUAAGGAUUGAAUAAUGUUUGCUGAUUUCAUACAAGCGUACAUUGAAAUUUAUAACUUUUUGUGCAAUGGCGAGUGGUGAUGGAAAAUUUGUUGUAAUAUUUCAAUGUACUACACACAGGACAGCAC
Molecule: messenger RNA, 1348 nt
Organism: Ctenocephalides felis (cat flea)
Lineage: Eukaryota; Metazoa; Arthropoda; Insecta; Siphonaptera; Pulicidae
Product: inactive pancreatic lipase-related protein 1-like
Exons: 8
Coding region: 1-1221 (406 amino acids)
Molecular function (GO): lipase activity
Source: RefSeq, a predicted model, not a curated record